GGCGCUUUAAACGAUGCUUCGAUUGCUGACCUUGCGGUUUCUACCCAAGCGAGGUGUUCUUAGUUUAAGGAGUUAUAGUCCUGAUGGAAGAUAUAAAAGUGAACACGGACCAUCGUACUACCUUAUCCCAGAAAUACCUAGUGAAUCUUACGUGUCAAAAAUCAUUCUGGAACCGCUGAACAUCUCGAAUUUAGAUGACCUGAAACCCGAUAAGGUUUUCGGUGGCGUUUCCAGACUUAUAAUGAACUAUCAGGUGUCAAUAUCGAAGUUGUCAGAUAAUAUCCAGAAAGGAGAGCUUUCAAAAAAUGACACUACUAUCAUAUCUUCGCUUGAACAAGCAUCUUUUCCAGUGGAACAAGCGUUUCGUAAUCUAAGUUGCUUAACAACCCUGAAGAAUGAUCACAUUUGGAGUUUAGUAGUAUCACGUCUGUAUCAAAAAUUCAAGGCGGCUAGGCGUGAAUAUUUUCAUCGCGAUUCAACCAUAUGCGAAGCUCUUUUAACACUCAGGCGAUCUUCCUCAAAGUUGGAUGAGUAUGAGAAAGGUAACUACGGGUGGCUUGAAGAUGUUUACUGGUUAAAAUAGGCGUUUAGACCACUUAAUAUGAUUCUCAUCAUGCAAUCUCUCAAAUCCUACUACAAGCAUUACAUGUGGCGUACAUUCCGUAGCCGUCAAAAGAAGCUAAACAAGGUUCCGCUUUUUUUCGAUCGAUAUACAUUUGUGUCAAACCCUUUGUGCAUAUGUGUCUGGGACUAGGUUCUUAAACCCUCAGCACUCAUAUUAUAUUGAAUCUAGUACAUUAUAUGUAAAAUUGCUUAUUGAACGUAUGGAUAUAUGAUUGUUGGUCAGUGGGUACUGGGCUAUUGCUUGCCAGUAACAAGUCUGGAAAAAUCAUUUCAUUUUCUGAAUUGAAUGAUAUUAUUCAAGAAACUAGCAAAACUACAGCCUCUCCACAUAUUACUCCACCAAACGCCCGCAAAUCUUUGGAAGUGAUACAUGAUAGUUAUGCUACUGUAGAGAAAGAAGAAGCUAAAUUUCAAGCAAUGGUUGCAUCUUGUGCUGUAGUCUCAUUGCCUAAGUAUUAUAGGUCAAAAUACACUGGUCGUGUAACAAUACCGUCAUCUUUAGAAAUCCUCACAGGUGCCACGGAUGUCAGUGUCGCUGAGUCAGACCUGGCUCCAUCAGCUCCUUACUGGCUACCAGCAGUCUUAGGUGGUAAAGAAGAUGGAGGACAUAUAGCUGGGAUGCAUCUCAGCUUAAUUUCAAACGAUGUAGUCAGUGAAUUCCUAAAACACUGUAGUACUAGCGAAGUACGUAAAACCGUAUGGGAAUACUGGGUACGACGUGCAAGUGGUCGUUAUUUUGGCCCAACUACCGGUUUAUGUGCGUCUAAUGAUCAGCGUAUACAGGAUAUUCGUCAUUUACGAAGAACUCUGGCAAAAUAUCUUGGUUGUAAAGACUGGUUGUCCGUUGUUUGGAGUUCUCCUUAUUCACACUCGCCUUCGUCUCCUGAUGAACUUAUCGCUAAUGUCCUAGAACCUUCCAGAUCUAUUUUAACACAAGUUGGAGAACGUGACUUUAAGCUACUAAAAGAAUGGGCUAAUGUAAAUCUAGAUAUAUCUGGCAAAACUUUGGAACCUUGGGACGUUGGAUAUGCUUUGGAACAGUAUAAUUACGCUUUUAAUUAUGCACGUUUAGAGCAUAUAAUCACUCCACCAGAUGGUUCACUAGUAAAUUAUCUUCACACAGUAUUUUGUGAGUUAGCAAAUGUAUUUCACUUUAAGUUAUCAUCUCAAAUACCAAGAUCAUCUGUAGAAGAAAAUAAAUGUUAUGUUGUUGAAAAAUUGGUUUAUCAUGUGGAAGACUUAACAAGUGGUACACCACUUGGUGAAAUAAUUAUUGAUCCUUUCGCUAGAAGCAAUCGUUCAGUUCCUGUUGGUGGUAAUAUAUUUGUUCCUGUCUUUGCACGAAAUAAUUUACCAAAGAUUGACAUUCAUGUACAUUCUGAAUCUUCUCAUUAUCCUAUAGCUUACAUUCUAGGUAGUUUAAAUCAAUCUACUGAAACAAAUGGAAUUUCUUUCAAUGUUUUAUUAUCAUUUAUGUCUAUGUUUGGAGCAUGUCUUCAAUAUGUAUCAUGUCGUGUACCGCAUCAUGAAUUAUAUGGAUUCCCUCAUUAUAUAGCAUUGGAUACACGUUAUGUUAUGCCAGAUUUAUGUUAUAAUAUAGGAUAUAAUUAUGCUAUACCGUCAUUAAAAAAAUAUUUACCAAAUAAACAAAAAUCCUAUUUUCAACCAUCUGCUAUCGGAUUAAAAACACCUUCUAGGUCUAUUAAAUCAUUGUAUUUACUACAAGAAUUAUAUCAAUCUCGAUUUGAUUUAGCCAUGUGGUCAAAGAAAUAUUCAGAAACUAAAUGGUCAACAAUACAAAAGAAUCUAUGGAAAUUACAUAUGCCUUAUCCAUUGCAUCCAGAGGAUACAUUGCCAUGUUCUUACACAAAUAUAUUUGGACCAAAUUCUGAAUCUGGUUUAAUGUAUCAUCAAAUAUGGCGUAAAGUUCUACUCGAAGAUAUCCUACUUUCAUUAGAUGAAGCUGGUUGGUUAUCAUCAGAUAAAACAGAUUCAGAAAAGGUAUCAGAAGUCUUUAAACGCUUUCGAGAUACAUACUUGACUUAUGGAAGUGCAAUUCCACCAGCUGAAUUAUUUCGUCGUUUUCGUGGAAGAGAUCUUAAUCCUCAAUUAUUUUUAAAGAAGAUAGAAACUUCAAUAGAAUCUCCAGAGAUGCCUAUAAUAUCAGAAGAUAUUGCACCUGUAUUAGCUCGUUGAUAGUUUUCAUAAAUUUCAAUCUAUUAUACAACUGAUAAUCAUGUACACAGUUACUUAAGAAUUAUUUAUUUAUAUUUAACAACAACACCCCCACCCCCCACUAACAACAAAUACUUUGUGCUUAACACUUGUACAUUAUAAUACAUUUUUCUUAUAUAACUGUAACGUGAUGUUUUGUGUAGAUUAUAGAAAACUUCGUAAAAUACUUUAUAGUUUUCCAUAGGAAAUUUGUACACUUUUGUUUACAAAAUUCUUUGGAUUCAAUCAAACUUUAUGUUUUAAAUAGGUAGAUAUCAUUUUGUCAUUAUGGAAUUGCAAUCAGAGGUCUCUUAGGUAUUUCAUAUUUCUUUUUUAUGAACUGCAUUAAACUCUUAGCAGAUAUUGUUAGUAGUGUUUAACAAUGAUUUAGCCCAUAUGUGAUUUUCAACUUGAGUAUCAAGAUACUCAUCAUAAAUGCAAUUUGUACUUCUUGAAAUUGUACUGUUGAAUUCAAUGUUACAUGUCUUAAUAAUAUCUAUUACUUCGCUA
This is a messenger RNA of Schistosoma curassoni, 3348 nucleotides long. NCBI's taxonomy places the organism in Eukaryota, Metazoa, Platyhelminthes, Trematoda, Strigeidida, Schistosomatidae. The record is from the annotation of a GenBank genome assembly.